Messenger RNA from Pezoporus flaviventris, 7923 nucleotides. RefSeq names its product filamin-A-like. Gene Ontology annotation, molecular function: actin filament binding. The record is from RefSeq and is a predicted model, not a curated record. NCBI's taxonomy places the organism in Eukaryota, Metazoa, Chordata, Aves, Psittaciformes, Psittacidae. Gene Ontology annotation, biological process: actin cytoskeleton organization.
CGCCAUGAGCGCAGCCGGGCGGGCUCGGGCGCAGGAGCCGCCGUUGUCCCGGGGCGAGGCCGCGGACGGGGAGAUGCCGGCGACCGAGAAGGAGCUGGCGGAGGACGCGCCCUGGAAGCGCAUCCAGCAGAACACGUUCACGCGGUGGUGCAACGAGCACCUGAAGGCGGUGCAGAAGCGCGUGGGGAACCUGCAGACGGACCUGGGGGACGGGCUGCGCCUGAUCGCGCUGCUCGAGGUGCUCAGCCAGAAGAAGCUCGGCCGCCGCUACAACGCGCGCCCCACGUUCCGCCAGAUGCAGCUCGAGAACGUGUCCGUGGCGCUCGACUUCCUCGAGAGGGAGAACAUCAAGCUCGUGUCCAUCGACAGCAAAGCGAUCGUGGAUGGGAACCUGAAGCUGAUCCUGGGGCUGGUGUGGACGCUGAUCCUGCACUACUCCAUCUCCAUGCCCGUGUGGGACGAGGAGGACGAGGAGGAGGCCAAGCGGCAGACACCGAAGCAGCGGCUGCUGGGCUGGAUCCAGAACCGCCUCCCCCAGCUGCCCAUCACCAACUUCAGCCGCGACUGGCAGAGCGGGCGCGCGCUGGGAGCGCUGGUGGACAGCUGUGCCCCCGGGCUCUGCCCCGACUGGGACUCGUGGGACCCCAGCAAGCCGGUGGAGAACGCGCGCGAGGCCAUGCAGCAGGCGGACGAGUGGCUCGGCAUCCCCCAGGUGUGAUCACCACCCGAGGAGAUUGUGGACCCCAACGUGGACGAGCACUCGGUCAUGACCUACCUGUCCCAGUUCCCCAAGGCCAAGCUGAAGCCGGGGGCCCCCCUGCGCCCCAAACUCAACCCCAAGAAGGCGCGAGCCUACGGCCCUGGCAUCGAGCCCACUGGGAACGUGGUGAAGCAGCGAGCGGAGUUCACGGUGGAGACCAUCAGUGCCGGGCAGGGGGAGGUGCUCGUGUACGUGGAGGACCCGGCUGGGCACCGCGAGGAGGCUAAGGUUGUGGCCAACAACGACAAGAACCGGACCUUCUCCGUGUCGUACGUGCCCAAAGUGACCGGCAUUCACAAGGUGUCGGUGCUGUUCGCGGGGCAGAACAUCGCCAAGAGCCCCUUCGAGGUGCAGGUCGGGCGCGCCGCCGGCGACGCCUCGAGGGUCACAGCGCAGGGCCCCGGCCUCGAGCCCACCGGGAACGUGGUCAACCGGGGCACCCACUUCGACAUCUUCACUGCCGGCGCGGGCCCGGGCGAGCUCGAGGUCUCCAUCGCGGACCCGAGCGGCCGCCGGGGGGCGCUGGAGGCGCCGCUGGAGCCCCGCGGGGACGGCGCCUUCCGCUGCUCGUACCGCCCGGCCGAGGGCGCGCACAGCGUGCACGUGACCUACGGCGGAGUGCCCAUCCCCCGGAGCCCCUUCAGCGUCCACGUGGGGCAGGCCUGCACCCCCUCCCUGGUCCGUGCCGUGGGGCGGGGGCUGCAGCCCAAGGGGCUGCGCGUGAAGGAGCCGGCGGAGUUCAAGGUCUACACCAAGGGGGCCGGCAAUGGGGAGCUCAAGGUCACCGUCAAGGGGCCCAAGGGCCCUGAGCCCGUCAGGCAGAGGGAGCUCGGAGAUGGGGUCUUCGCCUGUGACUACGUCCCCACGGUGCCCGGGCCCCACACGGUGUCCGUGCUGUGGGGGGGGCAGCCCGUGCCCCGCAGCCCCUUCGAGGUGCAGGUGUCCCCCGAGGGGGGCCCCCCCCGGGUGCGCGCGUGGGGCCCGGGGCUGGAGGGCGGCGCCGUGGGGAGCGCGGCCGAGUUCGUGGUGGAGGCCAUCGGGGAUGACGUCGGCACCCUCGGUUUCUCGGUGGAGGGCCCCUCGCAGGCCAAGAUCGAGUGCGACGACCGCGGCGACGGCUCCUGCGACGUGCGGUACUGGCCGCAGGAGCCGGGCGCCUACGCCGUGCACGUGCUCUGCGACGGCGACGACAUCGCCGGCAGCCCCUUCAUGGCCGACAUCCGCCCCGCGUCCCGCGACUGCUGCCCCGAGAAGGUCAAGGCCCAUGGACCGGGGCUGGAGAAGACCGGGGUGGCCGUGAACAAAGCAGCUGAGUUCACCGUGGAUGCCAAGAACGGGGGCAAGGGAGCCCUCAAAGUGCAGAUGCAGGACGCGGAGGGGAACCCCGUGGACGUCUCAGUCAAGGACAACGGCAAUGGCACCUUCAGCUGCUCCUACGUGCCCAAGCGGCCGCUCAAGCAUACGGCAAUGGUGUCCUGGGGGGGCGUCAGCAUCCCCCAGAGUCCCUUCAGGGUGGGGGUCGGGGCCGGCAGCCACCCACACAAGGUGAAGGUCUAUGGGCCCGGCGUGGCCAAGACAGGGCUCAAGGCACAUGAGCCCACCUACUUCACCGUGGACUGCAGCGAGGCCGGGCAGGGCGAUGUGAGCAUCGGGAUCAAGUGUGCGCCGGGCGUUGUGGGCCCGGCCGAGGCCGACGUCGACUUCGACAUCAUCCGCAACGACAACGACACCUUCACGGUGCGCUACCCCCGCGGCGCCGGCGCGUACACCAUCAUGGUGCUCUUCGGAGACCAGGCCACCCCCAGCAGCCCCAUCCGGAUCAAGGUGGAUCCCUCGCACGACGCCAGCAAAGUGAAGGCGGAGGGGCCCGGCCUGAGCCGCUCCGGGGUGGAGCUGGGGAAGCCGACGCAGUUCACGGUGAACGCCAAGGGCGGGGGGCGCGGGGCCCUCGAGGUGCAGGUGACGGGAACGGGCAAGGGGGACGCCGUGAAGGACCUGGAGCUCAUCGACAACCUCGACGGGACCCACACGGUCAAGUACACCCGGUGCAGCAGACACCCCCAAACCACCCCGGUGCAGCAGCCUCCCCUUGUCCUCCCCCAGGGUAACUUGGGGGUCGCAGUGACCUAUGGGGGCGACCCCAUCCCCAAGAGCCCCUUCACCGUGGGGGUGGUCCCAGGCGUGGACCUGAGCAAGAUCAAGGUCUCAGGCCUGGAUGAGACACCGGAAGUGGGCCGGGAGCAGGAGGUUCUCGUGCAGUGGCGCGGGGCCGGCGGCGGCGGCCGCGUGGGGGCGCGCUUGAGCGGCCCUCCCGAGGGGGCGCCCUGCGCCGUGGAGCCCGGCCCGGACGGCGCCAGCCUCGUGCGCUUCGUCCCGCGGCACGAGGGCGCCCACGAGCUCGAGCUCACGUGAGGCGCCGCCGUCCCCGGGAGCCCCUUCCCCAUCCGGGCAGUGCCCGCGGCACCGGACCCCAGCAAGGUGCGCGCCUUCGGGCCAGGGCUACAGGGGGGGCUGCCGGGGGUCCCAGCGCCCUUCACCAUCGACACCAAAGGCGCCGGCACCGGGGGCCUGGGGCUGACGGUGGAGGGGCCCUGCGAAGCCAAGAUCGAGUGCGUGGACAACGGCGACGGGACCUGCUCCGUGUCCUACCUGCCCACCGAGCCCGGCGACUACAACAUCAACAUCCUCUUCGCCGGCGCCCACGUGCCAGGGUCCCCGUUCCGCGCCCCGGUGCGAGCCCCCUUCGACGCCUCCAAGGUGACGUGCUCGGGCCCGGGGCUGGAGGGGGCCACGGCCGGGCAGGCCGGGCACUUCCGAGUGGACUGCAGCCGCGCCGGCAGCGCCGAGCUCACCAUCGGCAUCGCCUCGGAGGCGGGCGCCCGCGCCGAGGUGCGCGUGGAGGACAACGGCGACGGCACCUACACCAUCGCCUACACCCCACUGAGCCCCGGCGUCUACACCAUCACCGUGGAGUACGGCGGGCAGCCCGUGCCGCACUUCCCCAGCAAGGUCCGCGUGGAGCCCGCCGUGGACACGGCCGUCAAGGUCUAUGGGCCCGGAGUGGAGGGAGAAGGCGUGUUCCGGGAGGCGGUGACCGAGUUCGAUGUGGACGCCCGGGCGCUCACCAAGGUGGGGGGGCCCCACGUGAAGACGCGGGUGUGCAACCCCUCCGGGAACGUCACCGAGACCUUCGUGGAGGACCGGGGCGACGGCACCUACCACGUGGAGUACACCCCCUAUGAGGAAGGCCUGCACACGGUGGACGUGAGCUACGCCGGGAGCCCGGUGCACAGCCCCUUCCGCGUCCCCGUCACCGAGGGCUGUGAUCCCGCGCGCGUCCGCGUCCAUGGGCCCGGCCUGCAGAGUGGCACCACCAACCAGCCCAACCGCUUCACCGUGGAGACCCGGGGGGCUGGCACGGGGGGGCUGGGCCUGGCCGUGGAGGGCCCCUCGGAGGCCAAGAUGUCGUGCACGGACAACAAGGACGGGAGCUGCUCCGUCGAGUACAUCCCCUACGAGCCAGGCACCUACAGCCUCAACGUCACCUACGGCGGCCACCAGGUCCCCGGGAGCCCAUUCAAGGUGCCGGUGACGGACGUGGUGGACGCAGCCAAGGUGAAAUGUGUGGGGCCGGGGCUGACGCUGGGUGCUGUCAGGGCCAACGUGCCCCAGAGCUUCACUGUGGACACCAGCAAGGCCGGGGUGGCCCCCCUGGAUGUGAAGGUGCAGGGACCCAAAGGUGUAGUGGAGCCAGUGGAGGUGGCAGACAACGGGGACGGGACCCAGCGCGUGAGCUACGUCCCGAGCCGCGAGGGGCCCUACAGCAUCUCCGUGCGCUACGGCGACGAGGAGGUGCCCCGCAGCCCGUUCAAGGUGAAGGCGCUGCCCACCCAUGACGCCAGCAAGGUGAAGGCGAGCGGCCCGGGGCUCAACACCACGGGCGUCCCGGCCAGCCUGCCCGUGGAGUUCACCAUCGACGCCAAGGACGCGGGCGAGGGGCUCCUGGCCGUGCAGAUCACUGAUCCCGAGGGGAAGCCCAAGAAGGCGUCGAUCCGGGACAACCAGGACGGGACGUACACGGUGUCCUACGUGCCGGACAUGACCGGGCGCUACACCAUCCUCAUCAAGUACGGGGGGGACGAGAUCCCCUACUCCCCGUACCGCAUCCGCGCCGUGCCCGCCGGCGACGCCAGCAAGUGCACCGUCACCGUCUCCAUCGGAGGUCACGGCUUAGGGGCCGGUCUGGGCCCCACAAUCCAGCUGGGGGAGGAGACGGUGAUCACGGUGGACGCGAAGGCGGCGGGCAAGGGGAAGGUGACGUGCAGCGUCUGCACCCCCGACGGCUCCGAGGCCGACGUGGACGUGGUGGAGAACGCGGACGGGACCUUCGACAUCUUCUACACCGCGCCACAGCCCGGCAAGUACGUGAUCUGUGUGCGCUUCGGCGGCGAGCACAUCCCCAACAGCCCCUUCCAGGUCAUGGCGACAGAGCGGGCGCUGCUAGGGGUGAACGGGCUGGACAUGGCCGGGCUGCGCCCCUUCGACCUCGUCAUCCCCUUCACCAUCAAGAAGGGCGAGAUCACUGGGGAGGUGCGGAUGCCCUCGGGCAAGGUGGCCAAGCCAGACAUCACCGACAACAAGGACGGGACGGUGACGGUUCGGUUCGCGCCCAGCGAGGCCGGGCUGCACGAGAUGGACAUCCGCUACGAGAGCAUGCACAUCCCAGGCAGCCCCCUUCAGUUCUAUGUGGACUACGUGAACAGCGGCCACGUCACCGCCUACGGCCCUGGCCUCAUCCACGGCACCGUGAACAAACCAGCCUCCUUCACCGUCAACACCAAGGACGCCGGCGAGGGAGGGCUGUCGCUGGCCGUGGAGGGGCCCUCCAAGGCGGAGCUGAGCUGCACGGACAACCAGGACGGGACGUGCAGCGUCUCCUACCUGCCCGUGCUGCCCGGGGACUACAGCAUCGUGGUCAAGUACAACGAGAAGCACAUCCCCGGGAGCCCCUUCACCGCCCGCAUCACCGGUGACGACAGCCUGCGCCUGUCCCACCUCAAGGUGGGCGCCUCAGCCGACAUCCCCCUGGACCUGGGUGAGACCGACCUGAGCCAGCUCACGGCGGCCGUCACCGCGCCCUCGGGCCGCAAGGAGCCCUGCCAGCUCAAGCGCCUGCGCAACGGGCACAUCGGGAUCUCCUUCGUGCCGCAGGAGGUGGGGGAGCACCUGGUGCACGUGCUGCGGGGGGGGCAGCCUCUGCCGCGCAGCCCCAUCGCCGUCACCAUCAGCCAGGCAGAGCUGGGCGACGCCGCCCGCGUGCGUGUGGCAGGGCCGGGCCUGCGCGAGGGCCGCACCUUCGAGCCCACCCACUUCACCAUCGACACCCGCGAUGCCGGGUAUGGGGGGCUGAGCCUGUCCAUCGAGGGCCCCAGCAAGGUGGACAUCACCACGGAGGAGCUGGAGGACGGGACGUGCCGUGUCUCCUACUGCCCCACGGAGCCCGGCAACUACAUCAUCUCGCUCAAGUUCGGCGACCAGCACGUGCCCGGGAGCCCGUUCUCAGUGAAGGUGACAGGCGAGGGCCGGAUGAAGGAGAGCAUCACGCGCCGGCGCCGUGCCCCCCCCGAGGCCACCGUGGGCUCUGCCUGCGACCUCAGCCUCAAGGUGCCCGAGCUGAGCGAGCACGAGGUGACGGCGCUGGUCACGGGCCCCUCGGGGCAGGCGGUGGCGGCGCAGGCGCUGGAGGGCGAGGGCGGCGCCUACAGCAUCCGGUUCGUGCCGGCCGAGACCGGGGUGCACUCGGUCAGCGUGAAGGACCGGGGCCAGCACGUGCCGGGCAGCCCCUUCCAGUUCACCGUGGGGCCGCUGGGUGAAGGCGGCGCGCACAAGGUCCGAGCGGGGGGACCCGGCCUAGAGCGCGCCGAGGCAGGGGUGCCAGCCGAGUUCAGCAUCUGGACGCGGGAGGCGGGCGCCGGGGGCCUCUCCAUCGCCGUGGAGGGCCCGAGCAAGGCCGAGAUCGCCUUCGAGGACCGCAAGGACGGCUCCUGCGGCGUCUCCUACGUGGUGCAGGAGCCGGGUGACUACGAGGUGUCGGUGAAGUUCAACGAGGAGCACAUCCCCGAGAGCCCGUUCGUGGUGGCGGCGGCGGCGCCCUGCGAUGCUGCUCGGCGCCUCACUGUUUCUAGCCUUCAGGAAUCAGGGCUCAAGGUUCACCAACCCGCGUCCUUCGCCGUGAGCCUCAAUGGGGCCAAGGGCGCGCUGGACGCCAAAGUGCACAGCCCCUCGGGGGCGCUGGAGGAGUGCCACAUCACCGAGGUCACCGAAGACAAGUACGCCGUGCGCUUCAUCCCGCGGGAGAACGGGGUCUAUUCCAUCGACGUCAAGUUCGAGGGCUCGCACAUCCCCGGGAGCCCCUUCAAGGUGCGCGUGGGGGAGCCGGGCCAGGCCGGGGACCCGGGGCUCGUGUCCGCCUACGGCCCGGGCCUGGAGGGCGGCACCACAGGCUCCCCGGCAGAGUUCGUGGUGAACACGUGCAAGGCGGGCCCGGGGGCUCUGGCCGUCACCAUCGAGGGCCCGUCCAAGGUGAAGAUGGAGUGCAGGGAGUGCGCCGAGGGCUACCGCGUGUGCUACACCCCCAUGGCCCCCGGCAGCUACCUCAUCUCCAUCAAGUUCGGGGGCCCCCACCACAUCGUGGGCAGCCCCUUCAAGGCCAAGAUCACUGGCCCGCGCCUCGUGAGCAGCCACAGCCUCCGCGAGAGCUCCUCGGUGCUGGUGGACACCGGCGGGGGGGCCGCAGCCGCAGCAGCCGUGGGGGGGGCCCCCCCCGGAGCUGCCCCCCCGGGCUCGGACGCCGGGCGCGUGGUGGCCAAAGGGCUGGGGCUCAGCAAAGCCUUCGUGGGGCAGAAGAACAGCUUCAGCCUGGACUGCAGCCGCGCCGGGAACAACAUGCUGCUGGUGGGGGUGCAGGGCCCGCGCUGCCCCUGCGAGGAGAUCGUGGUGAAGCACCUGGGGAACCAGCUCUACAACGUCAGCUACGUCCUGCGGGAGCGCGGCGACCACCUCCUGGUCAUCAAGUGGGGCGAGCACCACGUCCCCAACAGCCCCUUCCGCGUCACCGUGCCCUAGGGGGGGCCCGCGCCCCCCCACGGCCACCCCCACACCCG